GGCUGAGGGGCAGGCAAGAGCCUUGCAGGGGCCAAGCCAGGUGUCCCCACGACAGCAGCAACAGGGCAAGGAUGGGGGGCACCACCGCCGCCUCAGAUGGGCCCACCCCCACCAUGUCUGUCAGGAUCUUCUCUGCAGGGGUGGCCGCCUGCCUGGCUGACAUCAUCACCUUCCCGCUGGACACAGCCAAAGUGCGGCUGCAGAUCCAGGGCGAAAGCCCGGUGUCCAGUGGCAUCCGGUACAAGGGCGUCCUGGGCACCAUCAGCACCGUGGCCCGGACGGAAGGGCCUCUGAAGCUGUACGGGGGGCUGCCCGCCGGGCUGCAGAGACAGAUCAGCUUUGCCUCGCUGCGCAUUGGGCUGUACGACUCGGUGCAGGAGUUCUUCUCUGGCAAAGACAAACCAGCUACUCUGGGGAACAAGAUCUCGGCUGGGCUGACGACUGGGGGAGUGGCCGUGUUCAUCGGGCAGCCCACUGAGGUGGUGAAGGUCCGGCUGCAGGCCCAGAGCCACCUGCACGGCCUCAAGCCUCGCUACACAGGGACCUACAAUGCCUACUGGGUGGUGGCCAACACUGAGGGAAUCCUGGGUCUCUGGAAAGGGACCAGCCUCAGCCUGACACGCAACGUCAUCAUCAACUGCACAGAGCUGGUGGUAUACGACCUGAUGAAGGAGGCGCUGGUGAGGAGGAAGGUGCUCGCAGAUGACGUCCCCUGCCACUUCGUGUCGGCCCUGGUGGCCGGGUUUUGCACGACGGCUCUGGCUUCUCCAGUGGAUGUGGUGAAAAGCAGGAUCAUUAAUUCCCCGCCGGGCUUCUACCCUCAUGUGCACGACUGCGCCUUGGCGAUGCUCACCAAGGAGGGGCCCACGGCCUUCUUUAAAGGGUUUGUGCCCUCCUUCCUGCGGCUUGGCUCCUGGACCGUCAUCAUGUUCAUGACCUUUGAGCAGCUCAAGCGGGAACUGAUGAAGUCCCGGCAGACGGUGGACUGUACCACAUAGGGGCACAGGCCGGGACUGCCGGGGGCUCUGCCGCUUCUCUUCACUCCGAGAAUAAAGGAGCCCUGGCAGAGAGCUGUGACACCUUUUCAUGACAGCUCUGCCCGUUUCCAGAGGCUUCUUGAGGCCAUGAGGCGGGGGAGCACUGCUCUCUAUCUCCAGAGGCCCUAGGUCUGAUGCCCAUCUGGGUGGGCGGUAGGGCAGGAUGGAAUGUCGUGAUUAACUAGGAGGGACUUUAGUUGUAGACAAGUGGAAGGCGGACUGUGUGGAAUGCAUUUUAUAUUUAUGAAUGCUCAAACCAAAGAGUUGCCUCAGAAAAUGUGACUGUUUUCUCUUUACUUAUUAACCCAGUCGCCAGUUACUCUAUUAAUAAAGGACUGCUAAAACCCC
Erinaceus europaeus (western European hedgehog) is the source of this 1385-nucleotide messenger RNA. It is a transcript of the gene UCP1, whose product is annotated as uncoupling protein 1. NCBI's taxonomy places the organism in Eukaryota, Metazoa, Chordata, Mammalia, Eulipotyphla, Erinaceidae. Gene Ontology annotation, biological process: response to cold; adaptive thermogenesis; mitochondrial transmembrane transport. The transcript has 6 exons. The coding region runs from base 72 to 998 and encodes 308 amino acids. Gene Ontology annotation, molecular function: oxidative phosphorylation uncoupler activity. Gene Ontology annotation, cellular component: mitochondrial membrane. The record is from RefSeq and is a predicted model, not a curated record.